AUGGACACUCUCCCUUACCUUCACGUGUCACAUGGCAAGUGCCCUCUCCCUGUGAGCGGCAAGGGUGAGAUGGAGGGAGAAGCCCUGGAGAGCUGCUUGGCCAUGAACAGUUCAGGGGAACAGGAAGCUUGCCUUGACCUCGGGUUCAAGAUUCCCUCCCUAGAGAUCUCAUCAAAUAACCAGGAAAGAUCAACCAACAGAGAAGAGACUGGAAUGAUCAUCUGCCCAGAAAGACUUUUCAUCUAUUCUAAGGACAGCUCCAAGAGAUUACCUGGGGGACUUCGUAUAAAAAAUAAGACAACCUGUGUUCCUGUGCAGCUUCAUCCCUAACCUUCCUCUAAGUGUCAAGAAGCAGUAGUUAGUCCACAAGCACGAGUGAAAUUACUGAACAAAAUUAAGAUGAAUACAGCACUCUAA
Messenger RNA from Nomascus leucogenys (northern white-cheeked gibbon), 417 nucleotides. RefSeq lists its product as uncharacterized. Lineage: Eukaryota; Metazoa; Chordata; Mammalia; Primates; Hylobatidae. The record is from RefSeq and is a predicted model, not a curated record. The transcript is spliced from 3 exons.